This is a messenger RNA of Episyrphus balteatus (marmalade hoverfly), 1218 nucleotides long. RefSeq lists its product as uncharacterized. The record is from RefSeq and is a predicted model, not a curated record. NCBI's taxonomy places the organism in Eukaryota, Metazoa, Arthropoda, Insecta, Diptera, Syrphidae. The transcript has 3 exons. The coding region runs from base 319 to 1119 and encodes 266 amino acids.
CGGUCAUAAAAACGUGCCAGCUAGAAUGGAUUCGCUCCAUUCUGUUUGCUGCUUAAGAUUUCCAUCCCAAAACAAUUUAAGGAACCGCUGUACAAGUUGCAUGUUCGAAUCGAACCUCUUUUCAAAUUGACGUUGUGUUCAUGUUUGCCGGCUGUUAUUUUAUUUUUUCACUUGUCGAUAUUUUUUGUUGACUGCAUUUUAAAAUGCUUUAAUUUUUAUGUUUCCAAAUUAAUCAUUGACAACAUUUAAGAAAUUGAUUAUUAAAUAAAUAAAAAAUCAAUAUAAAAAGAACUUUCAAUUGUUCCCAAAUUAAUUUCAAUGAACGAAUCAAAAACUAUAAUGGAAGAAAUUGAUAGUAAAGAUGAUAUUUAUCUAAAAUUAUUAUUAAAAUAUUAUGAAACUGAAUCGAAAGAACACGAUGCAAUUCGUUUACUCAAACUACGUGAUUCUAUUCUAAAAGCAUAUAAUCAACAAUUGGGCUUAAAAUUAAAAGGUUUUCAUUUAGUUGAUGAAUUGAAAAAAAAUGAAGACUCCUUUCGGCCAUAUGAUUGGCAAAAGUUGUUUUUUGAUAUUUUUACUGAAAACAAUAAAAAAACUGAUACAAAUCAAGUUAAAAAUUUCAUAAAAGAAUUACUUAGAACACAUCUUUAUAUAAAAAAAGAGAAUGAAAUUGAGAUAAUGGAUGUUCAUGAGGAAAAUGGUGAACCUAAAAACACAAAAGAUUCUAUUGUCGAUGUGCCUGGUUCUGAACUGUCGCCAAGUGGUGACAAAGUUGAUUCAGUUGGAUGUCCAUCGGAAUUCACUAUUGUCAAUAUUCCUGAAAAGAGUUUAAGUCACCAAACUGACUUGAUUGAGAGUACACCUUCUCCCACCACUCUCAAUGGUUUUAAAAUUCCUAAAAUUAUGGCGAGUGAUUCUUUUGAGUCUACAUCAAAAGACAGUCCAUUGCCUCCAGUAAGAACAAUAGACUAUCAAGCUAUGUCCGUUUAUGAACUGAAACGAGCACUUUUGGUAUCAAAAUUGGAAUUACUUGAUGCUCAAGAAGCCCAUAGAAGAGCUAAGGAGAACAUAAGAUUGAUAGAGGAAGAACACUUAAGACGACAAAUUGAUAAAGAUUGAUACUCAAACAAAUAACAACUAUGUAUUUAUAAGUCUAAUCUAAGUUUACUUAUAUACAACCAAUAAACAUUUUUAAGUAAAAUGAUUUCUGUUCAACAA